GGCUCCGUAUUAAGGCUAUUGUUGGUGUGUUUUAUUUUUUCUCAUGAUGUAUUUCUUACAUUGUGGGAAAGCAAAGUAACUCACUGUCAUGGAGUAAAACUUGAAAAGUGCUGUUUGGUCAGUGACAUUCAACAAACAGAGAAAGAAUCUCCCCAAAGCUAACACUAGAUGUCAUCCAGACGUCACUCAUUAGACAGGCUUUCCUCUUUGCUGUACUGUAAGUUGUAUAUUGCAGUUUGAAGUGCUGGUUACCCGAUAAGGCUGAAACCGACACUCAAUAUGUAGUCUGUUGUCUCUCUCUGCUGAAACGGAGGCUGUUAAUGACUUGUAGAUGUUUGAUAAGCACUACAUGUGUAAUGCAGAUCACUCAGUGACCCUGUCAUGUUGGCAGGGAACGAUCUUUUUGCAGAUUGACUAUAAAGCGGGUAAAUCAGAACACGGUGUUAACUUCCUGAGAGUCUGUUUUGAUUUUUCGUGAAGUGGGUAUUAUGAUUUAAAGUGUUAAAAAUGUAUCAAACGCUUUCAUGCACUGCUGCAGACGUUCUCUCGUUAGAUUAAAACUGUAUACUUGGUUUGAAAACGUGGUUAAAGUUGGACAAAUGCAGCUGAGUGAAAACAUAAUGUUGCAAAAAUCAUCACAUCUCAUAAAUAAUUACGGUGUCUUAGUUUUCUGUUUCGCUGGACGCGCUCCCUCCCACUUCUGUCACUUCUCUUUUCAGUAGAGGCGCACUGCGCUUUUACGCACGACUAGUGACACUGUGGAGAGGAGCAGAGUGCCAUGCAGACCGUCAGUGUGUGAGCGUGAACAAGAUGCUGCUGCUGCUGCUGCCUGCUCUGCUUCUUGUCCUCUGGGGAGCACCGGCUCGGUGCCUGGAGGAGAAUGGAGCCUUCACUUUUGAUGGAGACAUCCGCCUCUUCACGGUAGCCAACAACACGGUUUACGUCGCCACAGAGGAGACGCUGUACCAGCUGAGCCACGACCUGACGCUGGUCCACAGUCACACCCAGAGAGGGAUCUUGACUAGUAGUUUUCAGACAAAUAUUGCGCAUUUUUCCCGGGUUUCUGAGAAGGACAAGGAGAACGCAACUUUCCGCGUCAACAUAUUAUUGCCGUUUGUUGAGAAUAAAACUGUGAUCAGCUGCGGUGUGAUCGAGUGCGGUUACUGCGAGGUGCUAGACCUCAACAACAUUUCAAAUGUGCUGUAUACGGAGCACGUCCUGGUGGGAUCCCCAUGGCACAACAGCUCGUCCGUCGGCUUCCUGGUCAAUGUGGAGCGGGUCACAAAUACCGAGACUUACAUCCUAGCUGCCACAGAGCAACGCAAAGACAUGUCCACUAAGACCAGCUGUCUUGACCCAGAUGAGGUUAGCAUUCAUAAUACCAAUAACAAACAGUCAGGAGAAUUAUUUUCCGCUAUUGACUAUUCCUCAAGACCUAAAAUCACAAGUACAGGCAGUGUGGAGUUUGUGGAUGGAUUUCAGCUCAAUUCAAUCAUUUAUCUUUUGUCCAACGUGCCCUCCAGCGACAAGAGCAACAAAGUCCGUCUCAUCUGGCUCCAGGGCAGAGACAGUAAAACUCAGACCCUCGCAUCGCUGCGGGGUGCGACCCUCAGUAUCUCUGAUGGUGGUGGAGGCAGCAGACUCAUCUCCUCCUCUGUGAUCCCAGGAGGACCACCGGUGCUCUGGAGUGGAGUGUUCAGUGUGGAUGGAGGACCAACCAACACUGAGCUGCUACUGUUUGACAUCAGCCCAGAUCUCACUGGAGCCACUGAUGGAGAUCCUGACUUCUGCCGUAUCUGCCCUGGCAAGACCAAACCUGUGCCAAAGACUCUGAAGCCGAAGACAGUCCUCUUCAGACAGAGCUACAUGACCUCUGUGCUGGCAGUGAGACACAAAGCCUGGAUGGUUUUCUUCAUUGGGACAGGAGAUGGGCAGCUCAUUAAGCUUGCUGUGGACAAGAACUAUGAGACCACCUGUCCCAGGGUGCUCUACAGGGCCAGUGACGACCGCCAGCUGUUUCCCAAAAUGCACCUGGAUCAAGUGGAUCUUAAACAUGUGUACAUGCCAUUUCAAAACCAGAUGAUGCGUGUUCCUGUGUCAAAGUGCAGCACAUACACCAGUGUGCAGGACUGCUGGUCUGCACAGGACCCAUACUGCGUCUGGUGCAGCUCUAAAAGAAGGUGCAUAUUUGAAGACGAGUGCCCAGAUUCAGACUGGAUUUCCAUUCCUGAUGAUUCCCAACAGAAAAUGGUUUCCUACAGUGUUGUGAAGGAAGACACUGGACAGAUCACGCUUAACAUCCAGACACACCUGACUGGCGGCCAGAAGGCGCUGGAUAACUUUGCCUGUCAAUUCUCAUCCACUGCCACUAAGCCUUGUAGCACCGAAAGCCGUCCACAGUUCCCACGAUGCAGCUGCACCCUUUCAAGUAGCACACUUCCUGCUGAAGGCCUGGGUGUCACAGUUAAAAUUAGACUGGAAACAACAUUGUCGGAAGAUCUGAAGCUUUCCAACUGCUCUGACAUAAGGGGACCGCCAUCCUCAGUCCUGUGUCGGCAGUGUAUCAAGGCUGGAUGUGGCUGGAGCUCUAACGGCUGUUCCUGGGCAAAUCAAGGAUUGGGGAAUGACGGCAUUUGCCAAAAAAUGGAGUCAAUGAUGAACUUUUCAAAACCACAGAUCUCCUCCAUAGCUCCCAGUGUUGUGUCAUUCUACGGCAGAAACCAUGCAGUGUUGUCAGGUUCUAACCUCAGAGAUGUGACCAGAGUGAGGAUCCAGGAGGACAUGGACUGCACUCCAAAAGAAUCUCCUGUGUGGAACAACACUGGUGUGAGUCUGACGUUCCACAUUCCCAGUGCCGAUAAUAAAGGUGUGGUCCAAGUGUGUGUUGUCCUCCAAGACGGUAGUUGCCAUGGCAGCGCAAAAAUCAACUACCGGUCAUCUCCAUCCUGCACCAACAUUACACCACGCAGCAGCUGGGCCAGUGGGAAGAGGAAGAUCACACUCAUCGGAUCCCAUCUGGAGUUUGUGGAAGGGGUGGUGCACAGCCACGCCCUGCAGGAAGUCAAACCUCCGAGAAACAGCAGCUAUCAGUAUCUCACCUAUGAAUCACCUGCAGCUGAAAAAGGGAUUUCUACCAGCACUGUGUCUCUGAAAGUAGCCAAUGAAACCUUGUCCUGCUCCACAAUAAUAAGCUACUAUCCAGACCCCGAGUUCACUGCCUUCACAGCCAUAAAGACCGGGGCCGAUGUCCGCAUCAGCAUACAGAAAAAGGCAGACCAACUGGAGAUGAGCCCCGCAGAAGUGUCAGUGUGGGGCGUAGAGGACGGAAAACAAUACCCCUGCAUCAUAGAAGUGAAAGAAACCAGCGAGGACCUUUUCAUCUGUCAGAUUAAGAACACAUCCGACAAUAAUUUUCAGCAGUUAAAGAUAACGUAUGGUGACAAGACGGUAACACUCGGGGAACUAUCUUUGUCUUUAUUACAUAAGGUCAUUCUGACACUGCGUAUUGUGCUGAUACCCUUUAUUAUUUUUGCACUGGUGAUUAUCUGUCUGUGGCAAAAGAAGCUCACUGCUGAGAUGAACCAGCUGUGACCAUGUCCUCAAACCUGGUGGACUUUCUGCAACUUCAUUAUCAUGUCAGACACCGUAUUUUAUUUAAGAUUUAUUCCUCUUGAUACCCAUUUCUCCACCUGUUGGUCACUGGAGUAAAGUUCACUCUCUGGUCCAAUAUAAUGUAGAGGGAAAACACCUUAACUAUGCAGUGAGUGUAAAAGGGCUUCCUGCAGUCUUCAGUUUUUGGCUUUAACAGUAUCUUGCAACAACUUCACUAUUGUUUAACUCUGGUAUAGUUGUAUCCAUACACUGUAUAUAAAUAAUGGACGUAGUCACCGUGACGUCACCCAUUGGUUUGUGGACUGCCCGUUGGAAGCCUCGAGUUCAGCCUUGUCAGUGACCUGUCAAUCAAAGCUAGAAACACCCCAAAUCAUACGAUUCUUUAUCUUCUAUUAUCUUCUAAACGGGGCCAUUAUUAGAACUAUUGACAUCAAAUUGUCUUGAAGAUCAUUUUUUAACUAGUGAUUGAGACCAUAUUGUUGUCCUGAAAAAAUUUUCUGAGGUAAUAAAUCAAGUGAGAAGUUUUAAAAUUUUGCACUGAAAUGAAUGGGCAGAUUUUUUUUCCAGCCAAACUUAGCACCCCCUACUGUAAUUUUCGGUGGAUUGCAGGCUUAAUGCACUUCCUGGUUGGCCUCCAUGCUCAGACAUGGAGAUUGCUGCCUGGUUGUAUCUUAGAAAAAUUACAAGAUUUAGGUUUUGUGUCCUGGCCCAGACACCCCAGUUGAGAGUAUAUCAGAGGGACUCGAACUAGGAACUUUAUAAUCAAAUCGACAGUGUCUUAAACGUCUUGGCCUCAAAAAACGAUCCCAUAUGUCAUAUUUUAGAGUUUGAAUAGAAAAAAACAUAAAUACAGACAACAGCUCUUUCCUGGGCUUUACAUUUGAUGUGUGAUUGAUGCAUUAUUAGUUACAUACUUUAAUUGAAAGGGUUGAGAAGUUGUUUUUUUUAACUAUAAAAUCCUAAAAAAUGUACUCCAUAAACAGGUUUAAUGUGAUUUAGCUUACUUCUCUGCUGAUAUUCUGGUGAUGACAAGUCUUCAGGAAGUCACUGCAUCCGGCAAAAAACAUCAUCCUGUGAAACCGCAAGUGGUUUUUAUACUUUGCAGAACCAGACCAGCUAAGGCAGCUGUCACUUCACAUUUACAGACUUCAGUCUGAAGAGUGGUGUGAUGUUAAAUGACCUGUAUGGCCCAGAAUAAUUACAUUAUCUGUUGUUUUUAUGUUUUCAUGAAUUUUAGAGUAAUGCUGGUAGCAGAUUAAUAAUGUAAAGUAAACAGCAGGUGUGUCCUCCAAAAGGAAGAUGUCUUACCUUUUUUCUUUGUCCAGCAUGAAGUUGUCAAAGGCACAAGAUUAGUCAAUAUUCCACUUCCUGUUGUGAUUGAUACUGAGUAAUAUAAUGUAUUUUUGUAGUUUUUAUUAUAGAGUUAGUGUGUGUAAGCUAGCAAGGAUGCUAUGUAGACUCAGUCUACCUUCAUCUCAGUCAUGUUAACAAGCAUUUAGCUUUGCUGUAUAGAGUCCAAAUAAGUGCUGAACUAUGAGAGUGUGUAUUGCAGUAGCCACUGUAUAUUGGUCAACACAUGCUUGAAUGACUGGAGCUGCACUUUAUGUGGUGUUCACUGCCU
This is a messenger RNA of Centropristis striata (black sea bass), 5233 nucleotides long. RefSeq names its product plexin-C1-like. Gene Ontology annotation, biological process: semaphorin-plexin signaling pathway involved in axon guidance; regulation of cell migration; regulation of GTPase activity. Lineage: Eukaryota; Metazoa; Chordata; Actinopteri; Perciformes; Serranidae. Gene Ontology annotation, cellular component: semaphorin receptor complex. The record is from RefSeq and is a predicted model, not a curated record. Gene Ontology annotation, molecular function: semaphorin receptor activity; protein binding. The transcript has 16 exons. The coding region runs from base 811 to 3591 and encodes 926 amino acids.